UAGCAAGUGCCUGCCGUCCUGGUUGCAACCCCUACUUUAACGUUUUGCAGCCCUGGUAACCGGGCUGUCUGUGUUUUGCUGAAAAUUCGCAUUUGCCGGCAAUGGAUGCGCAGUGCGCUGCUGCGCUAUCAGUCGGUUCAAAAAUCUGUGGAAAACGCACCCUCUUUUCCGACAGAAAAACGAAGUAGUUCAAGCAAAGUUGGAAGUUGCUUGAGCCGAACUUUCCAAAGAUAAGGAGGUCUUCCACGGCAGCUGAUUGUGGUGAUUCAAACAGGAAAAACGAAAGCGUGUUAUCCAAAGACAAAGGCCUUGCCGAAAUGUCGCCAAAAGAGGGCUCCCAGAGGCAGGUUAACAAGAAGCUGGUGGAGCUGCUCCUAACGGAGGCGGAGGAAACUGGUGCCAUAUUCACUGAAAAUAAUGCAUCCUGUGAAAGCAUUGAUGAUGAAGAAAUACGGCAAGAUGACUGUUUCGAUGAUGAAAGCAAAUGCCGAACUUGCUCCCAAUACCUGAUGCUGGAUGACACUGUCAAGGAUCUCUACGAUAAGCGCAAUAUAGAGCUCCUCCAUCAAAUUAAGUCUGUUACAGGGAUCUGGAUAAAAGCGGGAGUGCAAGGAUUACCCCAUCAUAUCUGUGAAAGUUGCCAGGAAGCGCUUAAGAAAGCCAUUGAAUUCCGUGAUAAUUGCAUACAAGCCAAUGCAGAAUUUAACCAAAUAGAGAAAGACUCAAGAGAAGGGUUUGAAAUCCAUGACGAAAUAGAAUUAGAACUUGAAAAUGUGCUGUACGAGGAAUCAUCUAAGCAUAUUAACAAGGCUCCAGGAAUGGGAUUGUCUGAUCUUGAAUUCGGUUCCGACAACGAAGACGAUUUCCCGCUACACAAAAACAAUACAUCACCGGAAGAAGACAUCCUCUCAGGCAAGCAGACUUCCAGGGAAAGAGAGCAUGUUUGCCGGGAGAUUGCCAGCAUUACCAAAUGUAUAACGAAAGAGGAAAUCGGCAGGAUCGAAUCCGGGGCCGAGGUCUACAAGGUUGUGCUAACUGAAUGCAAUCGCGCAGAGGAAACAAAGCCCUCUGAGCGGGAAGAGAAACCAAAGUAUUCCCUGGCAGUGCCGAGGCGAAAGAAACCCAAGAAGAGCUUGGAGGAACAAAAGACCAUCCGCCGCCUUAAACAUUUGGCAAAGCCGUUCAGUUAUGUCUGCGAUAAGUGCGGCCAUGCCUUCCGCAUGCCGGACCAGCUGCAGAUUCACUUACUCCGGCACAACCAAACGAAGAACUUUGCCUGCCCGGAGUGCCCGAAGAAGUUUUACAAUUCCUAUCUGCGAAAUAUGCAUCAGCGAGUGUGGCACAGGGGGGAAAAGCCAUGGUCUUGCAAUCACUGCAGCGAGACGUUCUCCAAUGCAAAUUGUCGUCAAAGGCACGAGAAGGAAGUACAUGGGGUAGGUCCCCGGAUCAGCAUGAAUCGCUCGGAACGGAGCCAAGUGAAUGGCCUGAGGGAGAAGACAAAGGACGGCCGACACCAUUGCAUUCAGUGUGCCAAGACUUACUCCUCGAAGCGCGCCCUUGCCUGGCAUAUGAACUCCCAUACCGGCGAAAGGCCCCUUAAGUGUAAGGACUGUAAAAAAGGCUUUGCGGGGCCAGCUGCCCUGAGGCGUCAUGAAAUGACCCACGAUAAGUUGCCAUUUCAUUGUGAGAUAUGUCUCAAGGGUUUCCUUCUGCGCUGUCAACUCAAGGAACACCAGGUUGUGCACACAGGGGAGCGACCAUAUUGGUGCGAGAUCUGCGACAUCUACUAUAGGUUUAGACGCAAUUUAGACAAGCACAACAAGAGCGACGCGCACAAAAAUAAAGUGUUGACCACUCAGUCAGAGGAAAUGGAAGGAUUUCCAAAUGCAUUUAAUGAUAUCUUAAGCUGCAACACAGAUUUUGACAAGAACAACGUGUUUAUAACUCAGGAAGACGAACUCGAUGGACUCCAGCUUACGCUCACAGAAUUUUUAAGCUGCUGAAUAUCCUAAAAAUUUUGAAUUAAUUUUAUAAUAUUAAAACAACUGGAAAAGACGGCUAUCCAGCUGAAGAAGACUCAUGAAGAGUACAACUAAAAGUCAUAGAAAUAAUUUUAACAUCAACUUUUGAAUCUCAAAUGUAGUAUCACUUAAAUACAAAAGACUUGACGCACAACAGGAAUGUGCCAAAUACUCAAGAAGAGCUCAACGGAAUGUCAUAUAUACAAUCUCCAUUAAAUAUUAAUGUACUUAAGUAACAGUGAUUAUGUACACUCUAAAUGAAAAAUAUACGUACUUAGACAUAUUUGUCCAAAUAAAGAAUAUCGAAAUGCAUUUAAA
This is a messenger RNA of Drosophila kikkawai, 2339 nucleotides long. RefSeq names its product zinc finger protein 718. Gene Ontology annotation, cellular component: nucleus. The record is from RefSeq and is a predicted model, not a curated record. Gene Ontology annotation, molecular function: DNA-binding transcription factor activity, RNA polymerase II-specific; zinc ion binding. Gene Ontology annotation, biological process: regulation of transcription by RNA polymerase II. Lineage: Eukaryota; Metazoa; Arthropoda; Insecta; Diptera; Drosophilidae.